Molecule: messenger RNA, 3289 nt
Organism: Arachis stenosperma
Lineage: Eukaryota; Viridiplantae; Streptophyta; Magnoliopsida; Fabales; Fabaceae
Product: inactive protein kinase SELMODRAFT_444075-like
Exons: 9
Coding region: 557-2530 (657 amino acids)
Biological process (GO): protein phosphorylation
Molecular function (GO): ATP binding; protein kinase activity
Source: RefSeq, a predicted model, not a curated record
AGGAUUUAGUUAUAGUGUCUCACAUACAAUUGUCCCUUUCUUCGUGUCAUCAUUUGCUUGAGAUUAUCCUUCAUUUCUACAUUUUUUUUUAUUGUUAUUGUUAUUGUUAUUUUUGUCUUAACCGCUUUCUCCUCUUUCUUCUGAGUCACAAUCAUUGUUCAGAAAACUGUUACAGGAAAAUGCCAAGAAGAAGAAGAUGAUGGGGUUCCCCGGCUUCAAGCUUGCCUCACCUGAACCCAUUUUCUCUUUCAACUCUCAAAUUGCAUACCCUCCUCAUCAAGGAUUCAAGAUUCAAGAAAUUACUUCUCUUCUUGUGCAUGUGCUUUGUGCUGAACCCAACCUGGCUUUUCACGUGCUCAUGCUUUAACUGAAGUCUCCUUGAAGUUUGUGUCAGUAACUGAGUAUUUAGUAUUUCUUGUGGUUCCGAGGAUGUUGUCACCCUUAUGCAAAGUCGUGAUCUUGAACCCGAAUUCAGUUUUCUAGUGUUUGUGAUGGGAACAUUGAGAUUGGGGGGCCUUUGGUAACUUCAAUUUUUGGCAGAGUUUGGAACUUUGAGAUGAGCAGCAAAAAGGAAGGUUAUGAAGAAGUAGAAGAAGAAGAAGAAGAAGAAGAAGAAGAGAUGGUGAGUGGGAAAGUGGUAGUUGUUGCAGUUAAAGCUUCAAGAGAAAUUUCAAGAACUGCUUUGGUUUGGGCAUUGACUCAUGUUGUUCAACCAGGGGAUUCCAUUAAGCUGUUAGUUGUCAUUCCUUUUCUCUCCUCAGGCAAGAGGAAUUGGGGAUUCUCAAGAUUUGCCAGUGAUUGUACCACUAGUAACUGGAGAUCCCACUUAGGAAGCGCUUCAGAUCAGAAAGAAAUUAUUACGAGUUCCUGUUCCCAAUUGGUGCUUCAACUACAUGAUUUAUAUGAUCCAGACAAGAUAAAGAUCAGCGUUAAGAUUCUUUCGAGUUCUUUAUGUGGAGCAGUUGCCAUUGAAGCCAAGAGAGUCCACUCAAGCUGGGUUAUAUUGGACAAAAAAUUGAAACAAGAAAAGAAGUGCUGCAUGGAGCAGCUGCAUUGCAAUAUUGUAAGUAUGAAGCGAUCAAGGGCAAAGAUUCUGCGCUUGAAUUUGAACAGUUCACCGAAGAUGGAACUUAAUGAUGGGGGGUGUUCAUUGUCAUUGGAGCUGAGUGCAUAUGCAAAACAAAAUCCAGACACAAUUAGAGGUCCUGCUGUUACUCCAGCUAGUAGUCCUGAGCAAGGAUCGCCGCUAUUGACUGCAACUGAUAUUGGUACCUCAUCACUAUCGAGCUCAGAUCCUAGCACUUCACCAUUUUUCCAGAGUGAUAUUUAUGAAAGGCGAAGGCACGAGGGACUGAAAAAUCUGGAGUAUAUUGAAUCUGACUCGGAGAGUGAAAAGCUAAGUUUAUCUUCAAAAAGUUCAUAUAUUCAGCCCUGGAUUGCCAAUGUGAUUUGUCUUGAUGGUGAGGACAGUAUGCAAAGGUUGGGCGAUCAAGACCCUGUCUUAGGAGUGCUUAAUUGUAAGAUUGAUGUCAACCUAAGCAAAAGUGUUAGAGAUGCAAUUUCACUUGCGAGAAAUGCACCUCCUGGUCCUCCUCCAUUGUGCUCUAUUUGUCAGCACAAGGCACCUGCAUUUGGAAACCCUCCAAGGUGGUUUACAUUUGCCGAAUUGCAACUCGCCACGGGUGGUUUUUCACAAGCGAAUUUCUUGGCACAAGGUGGUUUUGGUUCUGUACACCGUGGCGUGCUACCGGAUGGGCAAGUCAUUGCUGUGAAGCAGUAUAAAUUAGCCAGUACACAAGGUGAUAAAGAAUUUUGCUCAGAAGUUGAAGUCUUAAGCUGCGCACAACAUCGGAAUGUUGUGACGCUAAUUGGGUUUUGUGUGGAGGAUGGUAGAAGAUUACUAGUUUAUGAAUACAUAUGCAAUGGCUCUUUGGAUUCUCAUCUUUAUGGACGAAAACAGAAAGUACUAGAAUGGUCUGCUCGGCAAAAAAUCGCAGUGGGAGCUGCUCGCGGCUUAAGGUACCUACAUGAAGAAUGCAGAGUGGGAUGUAUUGUGCACCGUGAUAUGCGACCUAACAAUAUCCUCCUUACUCAUGAUUUUGAAGCACAGGUGGGAGAUUUUGGACUUGCUAGGUGGCAACCUGAUGGAGAUUUGGGUGUGGAAACCAGGGUCAUAGGAACAUUUGGGUAUUUGGCGCCAGAAUAUGCUCAAAGUGGGCAAAUAACAGAGAAAGCUGAUGUGUAUUCGUUUGGAAUAGUGCUAUUGGAGCUUGUAACAGGAAGGAAAGCCAUUGAUAUAAACCGCCCCAAAGGCCAGCAGUGCCUCAGUGAAUGGGCACGGCCAUUGCUUGAACUUGAACACGAAGAAGCAGAAGCGAGAGAAGAGCUAGUUGAUCCUAUAAUAUGGAAAGGGAAAGGGUAUAUUGCUAAAGAGGUUAAUCGAAUGUUGCAAUGUUGCUCCUUGUGCAUCCGAAGAGACCCUCAUUCAAGGCCCAGAAUGUCUCAGGUGCUAAGGAUGCUGGAAGAAUGAACAUUGUACACUCUAAUCCAAACUUGGAUUAAUUUCUUCAUUGUACAGAAAAUCACUACUCUAUUUUUUUAUUUUUAUUAUUAUCAUUUUGGUUCCCCCUGACGAGCGUAGCAAAAUUUUGUAAAGCAAACAUUUAGUCUCCAAGAAAAUAAAUUAAUUAAUAAAGAGAAAAUAAACAAGUGUAUUAAAUAACAAUAUAACAUAUAGGAAUCAUUUAAAAGAAAAACAAAACAAUAGAAAAUCAAAGAAGCCCAAAAGGCUUGUUAGUAUUUGGGCUUGUAUUUGUGGAUCAUUAUUUUUAUUGGCACUUUGUGUAAUGGGUCCAACAAUAUGGGUUAUGUUUUCCCCAUUCCACAUGGGUUGGCCCCCCAAAUUCAACAAACUGUAAUCAAAUACACAAUACAGAAACUAUAUUCGCUCGACUGCCAUAAUUGCAUUAUUAUAUAAUCAUUUCCUUCUUUAUGGUAAAAAGAGAAUACAAUAUUACAAUGUCAUUGUCUUUCCAACAGCAUUUGCUUUGGAAUGAGAAGGGGAAAAGCAUUUUUUUUAAUCACUCGAACCUAAUUACAGUAUCGAGUAAUUAACAAGGUUGGAACAUUUUUGUCCCAGCUUCUCUGGCAUUGCCAUCAAGGCCUGCAACAAGGUCUUACUGUCUUUUUCAUAAAGCUAGUGAGUAGUGACCCUAUAAAUUACUUUGAAUUAACUGUGAAGAUCUUUUCUGUUUUUCUUACACUUGUAAUACAGCUGGCAAUUUUACAA